CAGUUUAGCUGUUAUACACAAUAACAGAUGUCCUGACCUGUGACAGUCACUUAUAUCCUGUUCGGUCUAGCAGGAACUGGUGCUCUGACUGCAGCUGACAGUUGCCUGCUUGCAUAUCUACGGGCAGCACACCUGUCAAGCAAGUCCAGCAGCACACCCGUGAAGCAAGCCCGGUAGCACACCCGUCAAGCAGCAAGCUGAGAGCUCCUUCGCAAACGCUGAACAAAAUGCCUGUUCGGGGAGUUGCCAUCGUCCUAUUUCUUGCCUUGAUCAACACGGCCAUCAGUUGGGACAGGAAGUGGACGUAUUUCGUCUUUGCGCAACAAUGGCCACCAUCUUUUUGCAAUGAUCCAUCACAAAUGAACCACAAGUGCAAAGGCCUUCCCAAACCAGUGAAAACAUGGACGGUGCACGGCCUGUGGCCAAACCGAGGCGAUGUAAGCGUUGAAAACUGCAACGACAGUUGGCAUUUUAAAUGGGACAAGGUCAAGUCUCUCCAGAAACAACUUGAGGCAAGCUGGCCCAACCUUCUUGAGGACACACGACCCAAAGGGCUGUGGGAACAUGAAUGGACAGCCCACGGUACAUGCGCAGCAAGCCUGGAAGCCACGAACAAUGAGUUUCGCUACUUUCAAAAGGCUCUGAGUCUCAACAGUGUAACUGCAUUGAAUCCCGAAAAGGCGCUUGAGAAGGCUGGAAUCACGCCAUCAUGUACGAAAGCAUACUCCGUCAAUGCCAUACAAAAGGCUCUCAUGGAGUACUUCCGGUUGGACAGUCCCCUGAAGAUAAUAUGUGCAAGGCAGAGACACGGUCGCACUAUGUUGAAGGAGAUUCACAUGGCGUUGUCCAAAACGUUCAACGUGACAAGAAUGCCUGGCCAUUCCACAAGCUGCUGCACGCCCGCCGACGAAAUCUACAUCUUCCCAAUCAGCGACAUGCAUUGUUUUCAGUAGAGGCUGUUUGUUUAAAAACAACUGCGUUAAAAUAGAUAGACAGACAGAUAUAGUUUAUUAAAAUGUCAUGUGAACGAUUACAUGAAAUACAAUACACAAUAGAAGCAAUAAAAUAUUCAUUCACCCAGCCAAUAAGGCUUAUGAGUCACUAUGUACUAUUUAAAAACUAUGUACAUUUCGUUUUAGAAUAAGAUAUAAGAAAUAGUUAAACGGAUAAUAAAUUUUACAGGAAUAACAGUCGUCUUCUAAGCAUGUUAUUCACAGUAGAUGAUAAAAUUAGCAGGCCUGACGACAUUAAAAUACUUAAUAAGCGCA
Molecule: messenger RNA, 1268 nt
Organism: Haliotis rubra (blacklip abalone)
Lineage: Eukaryota; Metazoa; Mollusca; Gastropoda; Lepetellida; Haliotidae
Product: ribonuclease Oy-like
Exons: 10
Coding region: 228-953 (241 amino acids)
Biological process (GO): RNA catabolic process
Cellular component (GO): extracellular region
Molecular function (GO): RNA binding; ribonuclease T2 activity
Source: RefSeq, a predicted model, not a curated record